Penaeus chinensis is the source of this 907-nucleotide messenger RNA. RefSeq names its product homeobox protein ceh-19-like. The record is from RefSeq and is a predicted model, not a curated record. Bases 1 to 507 code for a protein of 168 amino acids. Lineage: Eukaryota; Metazoa; Arthropoda; Malacostraca; Decapoda; Penaeidae. The transcript has 4 exons. Gene Ontology annotation, biological process: regulation of DNA-templated transcription. Gene Ontology annotation, molecular function: DNA binding; DNA-binding transcription factor activity, RNA polymerase II-specific.
AUGCCGAAUACACAAGGGAGGGACGCCGCUUAUAUAUGUGAAUUAGAGCUACAGUUGCAAUACGGCUGUGCUGACAUUGCCCCCCGCCCCACCGGUCGGAGGUCGCGGAAGCCUGGCGUCGACCGGAAACCUCGACAAGCCUACAGUGCUAAGCAGUUGGAGCGGCUAGAGGCAGAGUUUAAGGUGGACAAGUACCUGAGUGUGUCGAAGCGCCUGGAGCUGUCGCAGGCGCUCAACCUGACGGAGACGCAGAUCAAGACAUGGUUCCAGAAUCGGAGGACCAAGUGGAAGAAGCAGAUGGCCGCCCGCAUGAGGCUGGCCCAGCGGCAAGGUCUCCUCCCGCCCCACCUCUACCCGGCUCUCCCGCCCAUCCCGCCCAUUCUCGGUCCCUACUACCCGCUCACGCCGCACACUCACGCCCACAUCGUGCCCCCGCCUCCCCUCCUCACGCCCAUGUCCCCGCCGGACCCGCCCUUCUCGUCAGCCCACGAUCCGCCCACGGCUUAAUUAGCUAGCGUUAGUAUUUAUCUCUCACCGCCCAUCCCCUUACCCCCCUCACCCUCACCCCUUCUCUUUUAAGGAUUAUGAUCUAUUCCUUCUUCCAUUUUUAUAAGAUUGGAAGUCAAACAAACUAAAAAAGAAUCAUUGAUAAACUAAGAGAAUUCUCACAGCGAGAUUCACUUUGCUUCUUUUUUACUUUCUGAUCGGGAAAAGAUCGUUAAAAAAACGGAAAACUAAGCUUCAUGUUAUUUUUUCUACAUAUUAAUUUAAAACAGUUACAUAUUUUACCAUUUUUUUGCAUUCUAAUGUUGAAUAUCUAAGUAUCUCCUUGUCAGUAGCUACUCUUUUGUACUUACUGUGACAGAGAAAACGAGAUUAAUCGAUGCAAUGCAUCAUCACAUUUUAA